UGAGAGCAGAGAAGGAGCAGCUGGAUCUGCAGAGCAACACCGAGCCCCCCGGGCACCAUGGCGUCUGGGACCGACCCCCCCAGUGAUCUCCUCGCUGCCGACGAUGCCAAGUUACAGUUUGUGCCGUUCACCAGCGCCCUGGAUGCCGGCUUCUGGCACCAACUGACUCAGAAGAAACUCAACGAGUACAGACUGGACGAGACCCCCAAGGAAAUAAAGGGACAUUAUUAUAAUGGGGAUCCAGCCGGACUCCCAACCCGUCUCACUCUGGAAUUCAGCGCCUUCGAUGUUAAUACCCCCACCCCUGCCCGCUGCUGCCCGGCGCUCGGCUCGCUGUACAACACCAACACUCUGGAGUCAUUCAAAUCGUGCGAUAAGAAGGCGCUUUUGGAUCGAGCAGCCAAUGAGAUUUGGGAGGCGAUUCAGUCGGGAGCUGCCAUUGAGGAUCCGACGCAUCUGACUAAGUUCCACCUCCUCACAUUCUCAGAUUUAAAGAAAUACCGCUUCUACUACUGGUUUUGUUUCCCUGCCCUGUGCCUUCAGGAGGGGGUCCGUCUCCUACAGCCCCCGGCUUCACUUGCCCAACGUUUCUCUGAGCUUCAGGUGGGGGCGCUCCAGAGAUCUUAUGAUGAGUUAUGGCAGAAGGAAGGGACCCCCCCACCUUAUUUCCUGGUGAAAUACACUGAGACUUCCUGUGCUGUGGCCCCGCUCCGUGCGUUCCCCGACUUCUAUAAGGAUGGAGACAAAGUGACAUUGGGGUUCUGUGACCCCUGCACUUUACCCCAGUACCCGGGGUGGCCCCUGCGCAAUCUCCUGGUCCUGGCGGCGUAUCAUUGGGGAAGCCGCGUGCGGGAAGCUGAGGUUCUGUGCUUUCGGGACCGGACCCUCCAGGGGGAACGAGAUGUCACCCACAGCCUCAUCUUCCACAUUCAACUCCCAGAGAUGCCAGCCAAUCAGGAGCUCCCAAAAGCAGUUGGAUGGGAGAAGAACCAGAAAGGGCAAAUGGGCCCCAGGAUGGUGAAUCUCAGUGAAUGUAUGGAUCCAAAAAGGUUGGCCGAAUCCUCCGUUGACCUGAACCUGAAGCUGAUGCGCUGGAGACUCGUCCCAACUCUGGACUUGGAUAAAGUGAUUCACACCAAGUGUUUGCUGCUGGGGGCUGGCACGCUGGGCUGCAAUGUGGCGCGGGCACUAAUGGGCUGGGGAGUCAGACACAUAACCUUCGUGGACAACGCCAAGAUCUCCUACUCUAACCCUGUGCGGCAGCCCCUCUAUGACUUCUCCGACUGCCUGGGCGGGGGCAACCCCAAAGCUGAGGUGGCAGCGGCAAAGCUGGAGAAGAUAUUCCCUGGCGUGAAUGCCAGAGGAUUUAACCUGAGCAUCCCCAUGCCGGGGCAUCCGGUCCAUUUCUCCCAGGAGACCGUGCAGCAGGCCCAGAGGGACGUAGAGAAGCUGGAAGCUCUGAUUGGCCAACACGAUGUUGUGUUUCUGCUGAUGGACACGCGGGAGAGUCGCUGGCUCCCUACGGUCAUUGCUGCCAGUCAGCAAAAGUUGGUCAUUAACGCGGCGCUGGGCUUUGACACGUUCGUAGUGAUGAGGCACGGCCUGAAGAUGCCAAGGAAGGCGGGCGCGGCUGAGUCGUGGGCAGACGGUGCCAACUCCUCCGAUCUUCUGGGCUCCUCCCUUUUCUCCAACAUCCCUGGGCACCGGCUUGGCUGCUAUUUCUGUAACGACGUGGUGGCACCAGGAGAUUCCACUAGGGACCGCACUCUGGACCAGCAGUGCACGGUGAGCCGACCGGGACUGGCUAUGAUCGCCGGAGCCCUCGCUGUGGAGCUCAUGGUGUCCGUUAUCCAGCACCCCGAAGGAGGUUACGCAGUCGCUAGCAGCAGUGACGACCGUAUGAAUGAGCCCCCAACUUCCCUUGGGCUUGUGCCCCAUCAGAUCCGAGGCUUUUUGUCGAGGUUUGAUAAUGUGCUGCCAGUGAGCCUGGCGUUCGACAAGUGCACUGCCUGUUCUCCCAAGGUUCUUGAUCAGUACGAGAGGGACGGAUUCCAGUUCUUGGCCAAAGCUUUCAACUCCUCUCAUUCAUUCCUGGAGGAUCUGACCGGCCUGACGCUGCUGCACCAGGAGACCCAGGCUGCGGAGAUCUGGGACAUGAGCGACGAUGAGAUUGUGUGAAGAGUAACAGAAACGAGUGACCCCCCCCCCCGUGCAAUAUGGCGUCGCCCUCGCCGCACCCCCACCUAUGCAGAGAGCCGCACUGUGUUACAGAAUCUUUAUUAAAAUACAUAUCUGUAUAAUAACCUGCGCCCCCCCCAGAGCUCUGCUCCUGCCCCCCCCAGAUUCAAUUAUUUUUAUAGUUUUUUGUUUUAUUUCUAAAUAUUAAACUGCCCCUGUGUUACCCCCAGGGUACCCGGUGUUUGCCCCAAGGGCCCCAGUGUUACCCCCAGGGUACCCGGUGUUUGCCCCAAGGGCCCCAGUGUUACCCCCAGGGUACCCGGUGUUUGCCCCAAGGGCCCCAAUGUUACCCCCAGGGUACCCGGUGUUUGCCCCAAGGGCCCCAAUGUUACCCCCAGGGUACCCGGUGUUUGCCCCAAGGGCCUCAGUGUUACCCCCAGGGUACCCGGUGUUUGUCCCAAGGGCUCCUUUGGUAGCCCCAGGGUACCCGGUGUUAGCCCCAAGGGCCCCAGUGUUACCCCCAGGGUAUCCAAUGUGUCCCUUAUGGGUAUUCUUGUUGAAUAUCAGCUCUGUAAAUAUCUGCCCCGGUGCAUGCUGCUAUAUUUUUCUUGCCCCACAUACAGGGCGCUGGCAUGCAACUGCGCAUAAGAACCUGCGACUGUGCCCACCCCCCCCAGGAACUGCAGAGAGAAAAGGAGGGGUUAUUUAUCAAUAGAGAUAUUAUAUUUUUCAUUGUAAGCAGGUUCGUGCCCCAGAAAUGGAGACCAAGGUAACUGUGAGUGGGGCCGGGGGGCCGGGGCAGGGAGGGGAGUUACCAGCAGGAUCGUUGGAACUCUCUCACUCACCUCAUUUUUGUAACAAAAUAUUUUCUAACAUAAAAAUGUUUCGGUUCUGUAUAAUGAUCCAUAAAGUUCUAGUUCUGCUCAAAUAAAUCUGUCCGACAAAA
This is a messenger RNA of Xenopus tropicalis (tropical clawed frog), 3124 nucleotides long. It is a transcript of the gene atg7, whose product is annotated as autophagy related 7. Gene Ontology annotation, molecular function: ubiquitin-like modifier activating enzyme activity. NCBI's taxonomy places the organism in Eukaryota, Metazoa, Chordata, Amphibia, Anura, Pipidae. Gene Ontology annotation, cellular component: cytoplasm; phagophore assembly site. Gene Ontology annotation, biological process: regulation of apoptotic process; positive regulation of catabolic process; autophagy. The record is from RefSeq and is marked provisional.